Molecule: messenger RNA, 1544 nt
Organism: Melampsora larici-populina 98AG31
Lineage: Eukaryota; Fungi; Basidiomycota; Pucciniomycetes; Pucciniales; Melampsoraceae
Exons: 3
Coding region: 34-1404 (456 amino acids)
Biological process (GO): ribosomal large subunit biogenesis
Cellular component (GO): preribosome, large subunit precursor
Molecular function (GO): nucleic acid binding; zinc ion binding
Source: RefSeq, a predicted model, not a curated record
AACCACUCACACUACACCACAGCCAUCAUCAACAUGGAACCAACUCAAGCUACCACUGCUACCACUCAUCCUUACACCUGUUUAGCUUGUUCUUUAGCUUUCACCACUCCUAAUGCUCAACGAACUCAUUAUACAACUGACUUACAUCGUUACAAUGCUAAAAGAAGAAUUGUGGGAUUAGAUCCACUUGACUCGACGAGCUUUGAUUCGAAAUUACUUAAUAUUCAACCAUCAUCUGCUACAUCAAAUCCAAUCAAACCAACCGAUAACUCUAAUCAUGAUUCACUUCGUUGUGAACCUUGUAAUAAGUCUUUUGCCACUCUUGGUGCUCAAUCAAGUCAUCUCGUUAGCAAAAAACACAAGACUUUAGUAGCCAACACCAAAACUCAAAACAUCAAACCUACGACCAAUGAACCUAAACCAAUGCAAACUGAACCUUUACCGAAUACUUCGUCAAGUCAAGAGCCAGAAAGUCAUGAUCAAAACCAAGACUCUAACAUUGAAAGUUUAAUUGCGACUAGAUUAAAUCGAGCACCUAGGAUUCCUCAAACCGAAUGUCUUUUCUGUGCACGUCGAACAAGUUUCGAUAGCAUUGAACUUAACCUUGAUCAUAUGCUCAAAGAACACGGUUUCUUUAUUCCCGAAACUCAGUUCUUGACUAAUCGAUCCGGUCUCUUUGAUGCGAUUGCUGAAAGGAUCAGUGUUUGGAAUGUUUGUUUGUAUUGUACUGCUGGAUUUGGUGGAACGUUGAGUGGUGAAGAUCAAUCGAGUGAUCGUCAAGAAGAAUUGGCUAGACUUGGACUCGAACGUGUACGUAAACACAUGUGUGAUAAGAACCAUUGUAAAAUGGCUUGGGAUAAUCAAGAAGAUCGAUUAGAAUACUCUGAUUUCUACGAUUAUCGAUCUACCCAUGAAGAUUCAAAGAAGAAAGCAACUGAUGGUGAAUGGGAAGAUAUGUCAUCAUCAAGUGAGAAUGGAGACCAAGUCGACAUGCAAAUUGAUUCUACCAGCGAUGAUGAAUUACCUCCGACCACCAACUUUGGUGAUUCACCAUUUGAGAUCGUCUUACCUAACGGUACCCGUCUAGGUCAUCGUACCCUUCGAAACAUUUAUAAACAAAACUUAUUACCUUAUGCUAUAGGUGGAAGUCAAUCUAAUCAGAAAGUUAGCAAUAAUAUGAAGAUGAUCACUAGAUUAGCUAGACUUUCGCUUAUUCCUGCUAAUGGUGGAGGUGCCAAUAAUGAUCGUCAACUUAUCAAGGCUCGUAAUCCCGGUGAAGCACGUGAAGCUGGUCGUCAUAUCCGAGAGUUUAGAGACGCUCAACGUCGUGAACAUUUCAAGACUCGGGUUGGUUGUACGAGUGGUAACAAUCAAAAACAUUACCGAGAUCCACUCUUACAAUGAGAGGAAUGCAACGAUGGAGGAAACAGACAAUACUUGGCAACUACAUUUAUUAUCAUUUUUGAGUUAGCAGUCUUCUAUGUAACCUUGAAGUCCAGCUCUUCGAUCUCGCAUGCAAUUCUGAAAUACAUAGUCAGAUCGAG